This is a messenger RNA of Vigna unguiculata (cowpea), 1285 nucleotides long. RefSeq names its product NagB/RpiA/CoA transferase-like superfamily protein. Gene Ontology annotation, molecular function: ribose-5-phosphate isomerase activity. Lineage: Eukaryota; Viridiplantae; Streptophyta; Magnoliopsida; Fabales; Fabaceae. The record is from RefSeq and is a predicted model, not a curated record. Gene Ontology annotation, biological process: pentose-phosphate shunt, non-oxidative branch.
GGACAAAAAAAUGUGAAAUUGGUAUGCUGUUAUCGCUCAAAUCAGUGAUGAGUAGAGUGGCCAUCAUAAUCCCUUAUCCAUUAUCACUGCCUUAAACUUCGAUGAAAUUGCGGAGAUUGAGAAGUGAAGAGCAAUGGCUUCAGUAGCUUCAUCUUCAUCCUUUUCCACAAGGCAUCUUCUGUGUUCCCCAACACCUCUGUUAGGCAGAAGAAGAUGCAGACCCAAUUUUCUGAGGAUGCUCACUCGUUCCUGUCUCGAUGACAGUUCUGCUCUCCUUCAAGCAGCGGAAUACACUGUGAAUACAUACGUAAAAAGUGGCAUGGUUGUAGGAUUGGGGUCUGGUCAUGCUUCUGGUAUGGCCAUUCAGCAUUUGGGUCGCCAGCUUCGUACUGGUAAUUUGAAGGAUAUAGUUGGGAUUCCCAUGUCUGUUGCAAGUGCAAGUGAAGCAGCAAAGGCUGGGAUUCCAUUGGAUACCUACCAAGAAAGUUCUAAAAUUGAUUUUGCAUUUGAUGAUGCUGAUGUUAUAGAAGAAGGAACACUUGUUGCUAUCAUUGGGCGCCGGAAAUUGCAAAGUGGGGAAUCUAUAAUCCAGGAGAAAUCUAUAAUAAAUGCCUCCAAUAAAUUUGUGUUCAUUAUUGAAGAAAACCAGUACAAAGGUGGUCUGGAAGGUUCUAUUCCAGUUUUAAUUCAGUCUCUCAACUGGAUGGCAACUGCUGAAGAGAUUGAUGACAUGUUUUUGGGUGAUGCUGAGGUCUGGAGAAGACCAACGAUGGGGCAAGCAGGUCCGUUAGGAGGUGACUUUCCAGUAGUCACCAGGGAAGGGCACAACAUUCUUGAUGUUAUCUUUACAUCUCCAAUAGAAAACCUUGCUGAAGUAGCAAAAAGCCUUGGUAAAGUUGAUGGUGUUGUGGACCAUGGUGUUGUAUCUAAAAUUCCAUGCACAGUGGUAAUUGCUUCUCAGAAUGGGCUGAACAUUUUGGACAAAUUGACAGCAGAUAUAGUGGGUUAGAUACAGUACUAAUAACCCUGUUUCUUACCUUCCUCUCUUUUUCAUCUCGCCACAAAUAUUUAUCAUGCAAGAAGAUUAAUGAGUUGUUAUGAUUAUAUCACUAACUAUCAAAGGAAGCUGAGGGUUACAUGUGCUGUAUUAUAUAUGCAUGAAAUUGUUGUUUUGGUUUGUAUUUUCCAUUCCCAAAUGGUUCCAUAGAUGAGGCUGGAGAGAUUAUUAACUAGUCUCCAGUCACAACAUAAGUUGUUAUUCCAAUCGAUAUUGUUUUUUGACAUA